AUGGAGAGAACCCUGGGCAGAUUUCUGCCGGCCCUUCUCUUCCUCAUGUUGAACACGCUUCAUGUGGACUCCAUGCAAACAGUCAGUCUGGUGGAUUCCUGUGGACAGAGCAUCAGGGCCGAUGGGAUCAUUAUCAACUCGCAUCAAGAAUCUCAAAAGGGUUAUUUUGUCACUGUUGGGACUGACUGUGAGUUCACCAUGGAGGCUAUUUCCCCCAGGGAUAAAAUUCAGUUCCAGUUCAGAUUCUUCUUGGUCUACAGUCUGCUCCGAGAGUCUUCUAUUCUUGAGCCUAUCACUGCAGUUCAAUUGCUGCAGCCCAAUGUGACAGGAUCUCUGUCCCUGCUGAGUACCCCCAGACCAGGACAAAGAGUGGGCCUGCCACUUCAGGGAGAGGAGCUUAUUGACACAUGCAAUGCUGGAUCGUAUGUACAAUUUUACGAUGGUAAGGAUAGACAUUCACCACCUAUUCGCUCCCUUCUAUGUGGGAAGAGAAUCCCCAAGCCAGUUUUAUCAACUGGGAACUACCUGACCUUAAGACUGGUCACCAGAGGUCAACAACCCCGAGUGGACUUUGUUGGAGAUUUCACAUCUUUUCAACCAGGAUUCGAGACUUCAGCAUGCAGUGAAGAGCAGUAUUUCCAAUGUCAAAAUGGAAAAUGCAUUCCCAAGAGUCUGGUCUGUGAUUCCAAAAGUAUUGAUAACUGUGGAGAUGGCAGUGAUGAAUCCGAACUUCUUCCAACAAAAUGCAAAGACAGCAAGUCCUAUGUUUCGCUGCUUGCACUCUACAUCAUCCUGGGAGUCAUUGCUGGGCUGGUCCUGCUGUUCUGGUGUUGCUGGUCACCAGGUUGGUUUAUUUGGAGGCUCAGUGUCUGCAGAUUCCUCCCGUGCUGUAACUCCUUCUGUGCAGCCUGUCAGCUCUGCACUCAUAGCUGCUGUCAGACUGACAACAGUCGACUGUCCAAGGUCACACCACAAAGCUCAGUCCCUGUACCUGUGUAG
Messenger RNA from Hemiscyllium ocellatum (epaulette shark), 999 nucleotides. RefSeq names its product low density lipoprotein receptor class A domain containing 2 (gene ldlrad2). Lineage: Eukaryota; Metazoa; Chordata; Chondrichthyes; Orectolobiformes; Hemiscylliidae. Gene Ontology annotation, molecular function: protein binding. The transcript has 4 exons. The record is from RefSeq and is a predicted model, not a curated record. The coding region runs from base 1 to 999 and encodes 332 amino acids.